Messenger RNA from Balaenoptera acutorostrata (minke whale), 3624 nucleotides. It is a transcript of the gene FBXO46, whose product is annotated as F-box protein 46. Gene Ontology annotation, molecular function: protein binding. Bases 744 to 2561 code for a protein of 605 amino acids. Lineage: Eukaryota; Metazoa; Chordata; Mammalia; Artiodactyla; Balaenopteridae. The transcript is spliced from 2 exons. The record is from RefSeq and is a predicted model, not a curated record.
UGAAGGUGGGGAGAGAGUCGAGCUUUGGGAUUGAUUGUGAGGGAGCUCAGAGCUGGGGAAAGGAGUCCCGAGUUGGAGAAGGGGCUGGGCGUCCUGGCAGAGGCCCUGAAGGGGGCAGUUUCGAGGGGUUUAGCGUAGGGGAUGUGGAAAGGCAUGGGAGUCAGUGCUAGAUGAAUGAGGGGGUCGGGAGGCUCCGAGGGAAAGGCCAGCUAUGGAUGCGGUGGGUUGGAGCCUCUGGAUCGGAUUGGGGGCAGGAGGGCAAGCUGAGAUGGUGGAAGAGAGAAAUCAGUGGUAGAGUGGUGUGUAGGUUAGGAUACAGAACUGUGGGUGGAGUGCGGAGCAUGAGAUGAGGGGCCUGCCUGUAGCGAUAGUUUGCUUAGUCCAGCCAGAGACUCCCGAUAAACUGGACAGUCACAGAACUGUAGGAUAAUAUGGCCAGCAGGGGCCAUAAAGACGACCUUUUGCACUCUCGUUUCUCCAAUGGGAUUAGAAAAGUGUAGCGGAUUAUGUGUAUGGACAUUCCAGCAUUCAGAUCUUUUCUUCUGCUACUCCUUUGUGACCUGGGCAAGUGUCCCCUCUUUGAAACUCAGUGCCCUUAUCUAUUGUGGGAACAGCAUGCCACUGAGAAGAGAGGAGGCUUCAUAAGAUCGUCAUCCCGGCUCGGGGUGGCCUGUGGAGCCCCCCACCGCCAUUCAGGUCCUGAGAUGUGGUGAACCCCCGCCUGUCUGCCACCAUUCCCCAGAAUGGACCGAGGGGGCCUCCUUCCUUUCCAGCUGUGGUGCCCCCGGCCCUUUGGCACCUAUUCCCAGAACCAGCCGCGCCCGCCUUCCGCAGCCCUCAAGCCGUCGGCCUGCCCUGAGCCAGGCGGGGGGGCGGAGCCAGACCAUGGCCCUGCCCACUCAGAAAACACACCCCCAGCCUUGGCCACGGAGGCUCCUGCCUCCCAGCCUGCCCCGCUCCUUUCAGCAGCCGCUGCCAGCGACGAGGGUCGAGUCCUGCUGGACACGUGGUAUGUUAUCAAGCCCGGGAAUACAAAGGAGAAGGUGGCCUUCUUUGUGGCCCACCAGUGCGGUGGAGGCAGCCGGGCCAGCUCCAUGAAGGUCAAGGGGCACUGGGGCAGUGACAGCUCCAAGGCCAAGCGGAGGAGGCGCUGUCUUGAGCCUACGAAGGCUCCUCCGGACCCAGGGGGACAAGACGGGCCCCCUGCUGCUGAGGGGGCCCCAGCCUCAGCCAGUGAGGAUGUGGACCUGCUCUCUGUGGCCGAGAUGGUGGCCCUGGUGGAACAGCGGGCCGCUCUGGCCCUGCAGAGCUACCCGCGCCCGAGCACCCCAGCGCCUGUGGUCUACGUGUCGGCCGAGCAGGGUGGGCCUGCCAAGGGGCUGGGGUCCGAACGGCGGUCUGGUGGCGGGGACUGCAGCCGUGUGGCGGAGGCUGUGGCCCACUUCGAGGCUCAGCGGGACAACCCUCCAGCCAAAGGCCUCCGCAAGGAGGAGCGGCCCGGGCCAGGACCCGGGGAGGUGCGCAUCGCCUUCCGGAUCUCCAACGGCCGAGAGCCCCGUGCACCGGAUGGCAGCUUGCCCAACGGGAGUGGGGGCCGGCCGGGUUGUGCCUACCCUGGCAGCCCGGGUCCUGGGGCCCGGGCCAAGGACAAGAUCACCUGCGACCUGUACCAGCUCAUCAGCCCCUCUCGGGAUGCCCUCCCCAGCAAUGUGGAGUUUCUGCUGGCUAGGGCGGAUGAAGCCAGCGAGGGUGAGACACCAGCCCCUGCCAGGCCCGAGGACACUCCCCCGGCCCCCCCUCCACCCCCUGCCCGGGACUGUGGCGCGUCAGGCUUCCAUGUGGAUGUGGUGGUGACGGGGGUGGUGGAUGAGUGCAUCUUCUUCGGCAAGGAUGGUACCAAAAACGUGAAGGAGGAGACGGUGUGCCUGACCGUCAGCCCCGAGGAGCCACCCCCGCCUGGCCAGCUCUUCUUCCUCCAGACCCGGGGACCGGAUGGGCCCCCCGAGCCACCGCCAGCCGACUCACCCGCCACUGCACCCGGCCCGGACGAUGCUGAGGGGACGGUGGACACCUCCCUGUGCCGCCUGUACCGGCACGUGUCGCAUGACUUCCUGGAAAUCCGCUUCAAGAUCCAGCGGUUGCUGGAGCCGCGACAGUACAUGCUGCUGCUGCCCGAGCACGUGCUGGUCAAGAUCUUCAGCUUCCUGCCCACGCGGGCCCUGGCGGCCCUCAAGUGCACCUGCCACCACUUCAAGGGCAUCAUUGAGGCGUUCGGCGUGCGGGCCACAGACUCGCGCUGGAGCCGCGACCCGCUCUACCGCGAUGACCCUUGCAAGCAGUGCCGCAAGAGAUACGAGAAGGGCGAUGUGUCGCUCUGCCGCUGGCACCCCAAGCCCUACCACCACGACCUGCCUUAUGGACGUUCCUACUGGAUGUGCUGCCGCCGAGCCGAUCGCGAGACGCCCGGCUGCCGCCUGGGUCUGCACGAUAACAACUGGGUGUUGCCCUGCAAUGGGCCAGGCGGUGGGGGCGGCCGGGCUGGCCGGGAGGAGGGGAGGUGAAGCCGGGGGAGGGGGGGGAAGAGCCCACCAUGCCCACCCACAUCCCCUCCCCCUGGGAGCCGAGGGUCAGAACUGGGUCACCAGCCCAUACCCUCAGCCCAGGCAGCGUUGAUCCCCCUCCAGAACUGCGAUGGUGUUCAGGGGGAUGACCCAAGAAAGCACUCUGAUUGACCCCUACUGGUUUUCUACUCUUCAGACCCUCAAGUAGGGUGUUUUUUUUUUAUCAGCAUCUCAAUUUCUUCUCCAUUCAGCCCCAGCGCCCUCCCUGCCACUCUUCAUACCCCAGGGACCUACAAGCAGGGAGCAGACGGCAGCUAAUUUUGGUACUACUUAAGGGUUCCCCCAUUCUGGCCCCCUUCCGUUCCCUCCCCCCAAUUCUUUCUCUCUGGAGCUGUUUUAUUUUUCCCAAGAGGCUGCAGCACCCAGGGUUGGUACCCUUCCUAACCUACUACACCAGGGUUCACCUCCUCUUUAGGAAUUGGGGCCAUCAGAUCACAGAUCACAUUUGGCAGUUUUCUUGGCCGCCUGCCAUUUCUAGACGUUUUCCCCAUUAAAACAAUAAAAAUCAGUUUUCUGCUUAACCUCAAGCUACCAGUCUCUCUACUUCCCCUAAAGAGGAAGAGGAGAAAAAAGUUGAAGUGUAAAAAUUCUCCUCCUCCCAAUAUUUAAGCUAUUGCCAUGACUCUCCCCCCUCCCCCCUGCAAAAAAGCUGUGAAGCCCUUUGCCUCGCUCUGGACAGCGUGGGGGGCCAGUGGGCAGGGACUGUGGGUUUGAAUUUCUGGGUUGUUUUUCCUUCCACUCUGGGUACUUGUUCAGGUGUUGGGGUCUCUCCAGCCCCCCCAUCCACAUGUGUUUCUUUAGAAGCCUUUGGUCAACCAAGACCUUGACCUUCAGGCAGUUUGAUCUGGGGUAUUUUUGUUUGUUCUGAGAUGUGUUUUUGUUGUUUUUUUGUUUUGGUUUGGUUUUGGUUUUUCAUCCUUGUGGUUCUGGAAAGCUUCUAAUGUGUGGCAUCUGACCAAUUUUGAAUUGGUCCUUUCUAUAAAAUCAGUAUUUAUAAGGCUGG